AGAGAGAGAUAGAGAGAGAGCGGGAGAGCGGGAGAGAAACAGACUGUAAGAGAGGAGCCUGUGUGUUCGUUUCACCUCCUAAUCAGUUUUCCGGGGGGAUCUGUCAUCGACUGCAGCAGAGGAGGCAGAAAAGCGGAACAAGAAUCUUCUCCCAUCCCGGCUGUGGCUGCGAUCUUCUCUUACAAUCACACAUUUGAGCCUCAUACAAAUGACGGAAAUGGACGCCCCUCUCGCCACCCCGUGCAAUAUCCAGAUUUGUGAGGUGACCUGCGACUCCUUCCGCAUCAUGUGGGACAUGAGCGCCGAGGACAGCGCCAGAGCCACGCACUUCUUCAUCGACCUGAGCCGCAAAGAGAGCAGAGACCCCAACCGCUUCAAACACAGGGAUGUGCCAACCAAGCUGGUGGCCAAGGCGGUGCCUCUCCCCAUGGCGGUGAGGGGACACUGGUUCCUCAGCCCGCGGACAGAGUACUGCGUCGCUGUCCAGACGGCUGUCCGACAGCCAGACGGAGACUACCUGGUGUCAGAGUGGAGCCAGGUGGUGGAGUUCUGCACCGGGGACUACGCCAUGGAACACCUACAGCAGCUCCUCGACAAGGCCAAGGGCUCAGCAGUGAGGCUGCUGAAAUUCUCUGUGUUUUAUCGCAACCAGCACCCAGACUACUUCGACUACGUCAGAAGGGAAUGCGGAGGCCUGAUGCGUCCGGCCCUGAAAGACAUCAGCGGGAGUCACGGCUCUCCGAUCAACGGCAAACUGCAGGGCGUCUUCUUCAGCUGCAACACCGAGUUUGAUACAGGCCUCCCUCCCCAAGACUCCCCAUACGGCCCGCUGCGUUUCCAGAUCCCCGCUGGACACCUGCUCAACCCCAACAUCUCGCUGUACUUUGCAGACUUCUACUGUAUGUACACAGCGUACCACUACGUGGUGCUGGUGCUGGCUCCCGUCGGCUCAGAGGGAGAUAACUUUUGUCGCACUCGGCUGCCAAUGCUGGACUUGGCGUCCAACCCCUUCCUGACGUACACGGCGCCGCAGACACCGGGGGAGGAGCCUCUGUACUGCCACGCCAGUGACGUCAUCCUGGAGGUGCUUUUCACAGAGCCGGUUCCUUUGGAUCAGGGAAGCGUGGAGCCGAUCCGCGGCCACCACCAGCUCAUGAGUCUGACCACAGCCAACGCCAAGAAAGACCCGAGCUGCAAAGUGUGCAACAUCAGCGUGGGACGCUGAGCGAGAUGUAGGACGGACCGGAUGAAUACUGAAAGACAAAACAUUUGAGAACAUCGCGUGCUUCUGGGGCUCCAGCCCUAAAAAAUUUUCUUUUGUUUUAGGGUUUUAAAAAUAACUUCAACUUUGUGUCAUUUCCCCUGAAAGACACAAUGUUGAAC
Sander lucioperca (pikeperch) is the source of this 1383-nucleotide messenger RNA. It is a transcript of the gene phyhip, whose product is annotated as phytanoyl-CoA hydroxylase-interacting protein. The transcript has 5 exons. Gene Ontology annotation, cellular component: cytoplasm. The coding region runs from base 209 to 1225 and encodes 338 amino acids. The record is from RefSeq and is a predicted model, not a curated record. Gene Ontology annotation, molecular function: protein binding. NCBI's taxonomy places the organism in Eukaryota, Metazoa, Chordata, Actinopteri, Perciformes, Percidae.